GCAUGGGAAUCUGCGGCCGCCGGCGUGCGAGGCGGGCAGAGCUCAAGCCGGGCCAGAGGAGGGUGAGGAAGGGGACUGCUGGCCCCGCCCUCAGUCCCUUUCGUAGGCUGCGCUUCCUUCUCUGAGGGAGCGGUUGCCUCGCUGCGGCCGCCACCUGGACUUUCUUCAGGCUCCAGCUAUAUCUGCCAACCACGAGGAGACCAGGGAGGAAAAGCGGAGCCAAGAAGCCCGUACCUCUCACCUUCCACGCCGUUUUCCGCCCGAGAUCGGCCAGGCAGGGAUGGGCGACAAGAUUUGGCUGCCCUUCCCCGUGCUCUUCCCGGCCGCUCUGUCCCUAGUGCUGCUGCCGGGGGCGGCCGGCUUCACCCCCUCCUUGGACAGUGACUUCACCUUUACCCUUCCGGCCGGCCAGAAGGAAUGUUUCUACCAGCCCAUGCCCCUGAAGGCCUCGCUGGAGAUCGAGUACCAAGUUUUAGAUGGAGCAGGAUUAGAUAUUGAUUUCCAUCUUGCCUCUCCAGAAGGCAAAACCUUAGUUUUUGAACAAAGAAAAUCAGACGGAGUUCACACUAUAGAGACUGAAGUUGGUGACUACAUGUUCUGCUUUGAUAAUACAUUCAGCACCAUUUCUGAGAAGGUGAUUUUCUUUGAAUUAAUCCUGGAUAAUAUGGGAGAACAAGCACAAGAACAGGAAGACUGGAAGAAAUAUAUUACUGGCACAGAUAUGUUGGAUAUGAAACUAGAAGACAUCCUGGAAUCCAUCAACAGCAUCAAGUCCAGACUAAGCAAAAGUGGUCAUAUCCAAACUCUGCUAAGAGCAUUUGAAGCUCGUGAUCGAAACAUACAAGAAAGCAACUUUGAUAGAGUCAAUUUCUGGUCUAUGGUUAAUUUAGUGGUCAUGGUGGUGGUGUCAGCCAUUCAAGUUUAUAUGCUGAAGAGUCUAUUUGAAGAUAAGAGGAAAAGUAGAACUUAAACUCCAAACUAGAAUACUUAACAUUGAAGUAAGAGGCAGAAAAAGGCAAUAAACUGUUACAGUCAGGACCAUUAAUAGUCUUUUCCAAAAUGUUUCCAGGCAUUAUCAUAAGUGUGAAACAGGUAUAAUUUUAAUGUGAAAGGAAAGUCUUCACUCUGCAAGUAAUAUUAUUGAUCCUGAUGUACUUAAGUAAAUAACAGGAAUAUUUUGCAGAAUAUAGGUUUAAUUGAAUGAAGCCAUAUUAAUAACUGGAAAAUUUGUGACUGUCACAGAUUUAAAUAAAUGAACAUUGGGCCUAAUGAAACAUCAAAAGUCUGUUUUUAAAAGUUUCUGUUGCCCAGAAGUUUCUUUAUAAAUGUGGCAAUUACAAAUUAAUUGUAGAAGUUUUCAAUAUAUUGUUAUAAAUCUGAGAAUUAUCCAAAUAUGGAUUGAAUAUAUCUUAGAAGAAAAAGGCUCAGCUUUUCUCUAUGUAUAUAUCAUUUCUCUUUUAACAUAAACAGAAGCAUAGCUUCGAAAUACAGUAAGGUUUGAGAUUUUUAUAACCAAAUAUAUAUCAAUGUAAAAUAUUAACAAAAGGUAUUAGUUUUAUAUACUUAGCCUAUAUUCCCAAAAGCUGACAUUUUGAUAAUUCUUAAAAAUGCAAAGUUAUACUUUCCUCAUUAGAGGUAGGACACAUUUUCUCCUUGCAGUGAAGAAUAUAGAAAGGUUGCUCAAUCUAGAUAAGGACACAUUCUGUCUAGCCUUUAACUGAGGUAUAGGAUUUAAAAAUUAAAUGUGAGGUAAAAUAAGUUUAUUUUUAUAAUAUCUGUCAAUGGUGUUAUAUUAAUUUUAAUAUGAUUACUGACUUGGAUAAUACAUUAUUACCAGCAGUUGUGAAGGAAAUAUUGCUAAAAGAAUCUGGUCUCGGCCUCACAUAAAUAUCUCCUUUUCUGAGUUCUCAAAAUUAUCAGAACAAUAACAAAGAACUUAGGUAAACUUGAGAAUACUUGAUCCAAAAUAAAGUUCACUUAAAUAGAACUAUAAAUAAGUAUCUGGAAUCUGAUUGGCUUAUCAUGAUAUCCCAGUUCUAAUAUAAAUCAUAAGAUUAAUUUCCAGUUAACUGGAAGAAACUGUAUUUGCUUACUGGUUUUAUUUUUUUACAAUUAUUCUGUUUUGAAUUAUCUUUUGUAAGUAUUCAGGUACAUAUUAUGAAAUGUAAGUCCUACUGUAAGGUUUAGCACUGGGUGUAAUUAUUUAUUACAGUUUUUAUUGUAACUUUCAUAAAAUGACCUUUUUGAUCACUUUAUUUAUUGACAUUUUAGUAAGGAUUGGAAACACACAGAGAUCCAAGUUAUAAACACCCAAUAUAUGAAUAACCCAUAUAUACAUAAAAAGUCUAUCAUCCUAGCUUAUCGCAGUCUAUGGAGUCUAACUCAAGUAUUAGUAAUUUAAUUUCAUCGUGAAUAAAUAUUGUUUAUGACAAAUAUAUUGUGAGUUAGAAAAAAAUCAACUUAAAAAUUUGGGUAUAGUACCCAUCUAUAAGUUAGUACUGCUGGAAUUCCUGAUAAGCAAUAAUGAUAUCCAGGGAGAGUGAUUUCACUUAAAAUUUACACUCAGUGGCAGAGAAAGAUGUGUUUUCCCCUCCUUAGGCCCUUUGGAGAAGAAUAGAAACUUAGAUUUCCCUACUCUGAGGCUUUUAAAAAAUGAGAUAAAUGCCACAUUGAUCCAUUACCUUAACUGGCCAAGUAAACGCUUCAGAUGUCCAGGAGUAGCUCCUGUAACACUUGCAGAACAAGGGCCAAUAUGAUCAUUGCCUAAGAAGAGCCUUCCCAUUUCCCCUGUUAAAUUCAUAAUGAGAAGCAAACUUUCAGUACCAUAACUAAUAAAGCAGGGUAUAGCUAUAAACUACUGCAUCUUUGCUAUUUAAAACUGUGAUUAAAAAUUCUACCUCUUCUGUAUGGCUGUUAUUGUACUCUGAUUCCUUACCUAACACUGAAUUUGUUUAUCAUCUUCUGCAUAUGUAAUUUGUGCCACUAAUUUUAAGCCUAUUAACUUCUUGCCAUAUAAAAAUAAUAAAGGCUUUAUUUGGAAAACAAAGAAUUUAGGAAUAAUAAUGACAGUUUUAUUUCUAUACACACAAAGUGAGAUAUUUAAGAAGCAUGUUACCUGAAUUAACCAUGUGACCUGAAUUUUUUAAAUUAAUUUUUAAAAAUUGUAAACAAAGGACAAAAAUCCUUAAUUUUUUUUUUUUAAAGAUGACUGGGUAAGGGGAUCCAAACCCUUGACUUGGUGUUGUCAGCACCACGCUCUCCCAAGUGAGCUAACUGGCCAUCCUUAUAUAGGGAUCCGAACCAGUGGCCUUGGUGUUAUUAGCACCACACUCUCCCAAGUGAGCCACGGGCCAGCCCUAAAAAUCCUUAAUAUUUCUAAAGGUAUAUUGUUUAUCUGAUUCAUAAGGUUUUUUAAUGUCACUAUUCCAUUUCUAAAUUUAAAUUAUGCUAAAACAGAGUAAGCUAUUUAUCAUUUAACAGCUUAUCUUGUCUUUGGCUUUUAAUUACGUAAACUUUUAAAAUAAUACAAUAUUUAACUAAGGCCUAGAGUUCACUCUGAUUUGCAUUUGGAUCGUUAAUGAUGUGCUAUUCUUUCAUGUGAAUGUCAAGACAUGGCAGGUAAAUGUUUGAAAAAUAGCAUUAAAUAAAUUACCAAUUGAAAUGUAAUUGUAUGUUAAGUAUAUUUAUCCUGCUUAAACAUUACGAUGUCUUAAAAUAGACAGAAACCGAAUACCUAUAAUUGUAUGCCUCUUUCAAAUUUUAAAAGAAAUUGAUUCAGCAUGUAAUGAUUUUUCCUCUGUAGUGUAAUAAUGAACAAUAGUGUUGCUCAAAUUGCUUUAUACUUAUGAACAGACAUCCAUCUUAAAUGAGCAACAUAUUAGAAGUACUAGACUGAUAAAGAAAAUCUUAUCUACCACUCAUUGUAAAUGCUGUCUGUUCCUUAAAGCCUUUCUUAAUCUCAAUCUUAGUUAAAUAUGCUCUCCUCUCCCAUUUUGAAAACCCAUAGUUGUCUGCACCUUUUAUCAUAUAUCAUUCUACUUUGCAUUGGAGUUCUGUUUAUAUAUGUACUUACUCAUCUGUUGCCUAAACAUGUAUUGUACCUAAAAGGUGCUCAAAACAUAUAGAGACAAAGAUCAUCAGUUUGAAAGCUUGGAAUGCUAAAUAAGCACCCAGGGAGCUUAUCCACUCAUCUUUCCCAACCCAAAAGUUGAUUCUUUAAGUCUGUAACAGGGCUCUGGAAUCUUAAUUUUUAACUAACACAAUAUGGAAUUAAGUCAAUUAUCCUUGGACCAUUUACUAGCUAAUGAUUUUGGCAAAUCAGAACUCCUUUGAGCCUAAUCAUUUGUAGAAAUACUUUAAGUAACAUCUUUAAAGUUGUUAAAAUAGCAUAUAAAAAAGUAAAGUAAAAUGCUUGGUGUAGGUUGGCAUAUUAUUUAUUGGUCAUUUCCUUCAUACCAUGUAGACAAGCCACUCUUCCCCCACAAGCUGGUAGAAAUCCUUAGGCACCUUUCUACUUCUACAAUCCCAUCACUUUCAGGUAUCUGGAAUUCUGGAAGGCACAGAUUAAAGAAUCCAGACCUAGGAUGAUGUUCUAAAGGAAGGGAACAUCAAGGUGGACUCUGGAUCACUGCAUCUGAAAGAAAAAGGCAAGAAAAUUCAGGGCAGGGAAAAAACCCUGGAGAUCUUCACUGACCAUGAAUCAACAGCCUAAUAAUGUGACAACUAACAACAAAAACCUUGCCAUUUUAUUGCUUGAGUUUUUGUUUCUGUUUUAACAGGCUUAGAUUUAUUAGUAUGCCUUCUAUAGUGGAUUAAGAGGAAAUAGGGAAGCAGUAAAAUGAAUAGUGAGAAUCAGUUGCACAACACUGAUAAGUACUCCCUCAUAAAGAAAGAUACUACUCCCUCUGGAAAUUUUUAAGGAACAAUAAUGAUUAACAGUUGUAAAAGGGAUUAUUUCUCCAUCCAAUAUCAAUUUGGAGGCUGGACUAAACCUAACCUCGCUACUCUUAAUUUCAAUUCUUAAAGGACUAGUGAUGCCAUUUGUAGGAGAAAGCUCAAAGAAGAGACCAGAGCUUCAAAAGAUACACUUUAGAGUUGUUUUGUGAGCAUGCAAGAGAAAUUGGGCAUUGAUACUGAGAUAUAAAAUAAUAAAGCCACUCAAGAAAAUAUUCUCGGCAGUUUCUUAUAAAAUUAAACAUGCACUUAACAUACAAUGCAGCAUUUGUGCUCUCGGGUCUUUAUCCCUGAGAAAUGAAAACUUAAGUUUAAAUAAAAACCUGUACACAAAUGUACACUGCAGCUUAAUUUGUAACAGCUGAAAACUUUAAACAACCCAAAUGUCCUUCAACAAGUGAACAGUUAAACUUUAGUAUAUCCAUCAUGGAAUACUAUGCAUCAACAGAAAUAAAUAAACUAUUGAUUUAUGCAACAAUUUGGAUGGAUCUCAAGAGAAUUAUGCUUAGUGAAAAAAGCACUCUUAAAAGUUUACCCGCUGUAUGACUCUGCUUAUAUAACAUUCUUGAAAUAACAAAAAUUAUAGAGAUGGGAAACAGACUGGUGGUUGCCAGGUGUUAGGGAUGGUGUGAAAAAGGAAAAUGUGGCCGUAAAGCGAGUCUUGUGGUAGAACAGUUCUGUAUCUUGAUUGUGGUGGUUACACAAAUAUACAUAUGAUAAAACUGCAUAUAACUAUAGAGACACAAAUGAAUCUGUAAUUAUUUCAAAAUAAAAAUGUAAAACAAAAA
Messenger RNA from Cynocephalus volans (Philippine flying lemur), 5741 nucleotides. It is a transcript of the gene TMED5, whose product is annotated as transmembrane p24 trafficking protein 5. NCBI's taxonomy places the organism in Eukaryota, Metazoa, Chordata, Mammalia, Dermoptera, Cynocephalidae. The coding region runs from base 281 to 970 and encodes 229 amino acids. The transcript is spliced from 4 exons. Gene Ontology annotation, cellular component: endoplasmic reticulum; COPII-coated ER to Golgi transport vesicle; Golgi apparatus. The record is from RefSeq and is a predicted model, not a curated record. Gene Ontology annotation, biological process: endoplasmic reticulum to Golgi vesicle-mediated transport; intracellular protein transport; Golgi ribbon formation.